UGUAACCUUGCGCAGGAGUAUUUUCAAUCAGUGAAAAAUUUUCACAUUCACAAAAUCGAUUCAACGAAUUUGAAUUAAUAAUUAAAAUUGUUUUUUUAGUAGUAUUUUUUGUCGUUAGUGUAUGUGAAAAGAAAAGUUAUUAUCAGAAUUAACAAAAGGGAAAUCAAGUGAAUCUAGGGACUAUUUUGCAAUCCAUGAGUAAUUGUGGUGGGGGACGAAUAAUGGCGUCCAUGAUGGGUGUCAGCGGCAAGCAGUGACGGUAUUUGCCUUGCGUCAGUCGGUUUUGUAUUGCGGAUGAUUGAAUCGUGAUUCUCGGGGUGAAAGGUGUACGAAAAAAAUUGGUGUAUUUGCAAUUGAAUACCGCCAUUUGGCUGCGAGAAGAUCCUGCCAAAUUUUAUUGGCUUUAGGAUUCCGGUAAUCUUGCAAAAGAAUCACAAAAAUGACGCAGCUACUGCCCAUAAGGUUUCAGGAACAUCUCCAGCUGACUGCUGUUGGGAUAAAUGCAAAUAAUGUCAGCUUUAAUACUGUCACCAUGGAAUCUGAUAAAUUCAUCUGUGUGCGAGAAAAAGUGGGCGAAACAGCACAAGUAGUAAUCAUUGAUAUGAAUGAUACGGCCAACCCCAUUAGAAGGCCGAUCUCUGCAGAUUCGGCCAUCAUGAAUCCAGCGAGCAAAGUCAUCGCUCUCAAAGCUCAAAAAACUCUGCAGAUUUUCAAUAUUGAGAUGAAAUCAAAAAUGAAAGCUCACACAAUGACGGAGGAUGUUGUCUUUUGGAAAUGGAUUUCAUUGAAUACAUUGGCAUUAGUGACAGAGACUGCCGUCUAUCAUUGGUCAAUGGAAGGUGAUUCGACACCAAAUAAAGUAUUCGAUCGUCACUCAUCAUUGAAUGGAUGUCAAAUUAUCAAUUAUCGAACAGACGCUAAACAAACGUGGUUACUAUUAAUUGGUAUAUCCGCGCAGCAUAGUCGCGUUGCCGGUGCAAUGCAACUUUAUUCCGUUGAACGUAAAUGCUCACAGCCAAUUGAAGGUCAUGCGGCAUCAUUUGCACAAUUUAAAAUGGAAGGAAAUCCCGAGCCAAGUAAUCUAUUUUGCUUUGCCGUGAGAACAGUGCAAGGCGCUAAAUUGCAUAUUAUCGAAGUCGGUCAACCACCAUCCGGCAAUCAUCCAUUCCCGAAGAAAGCAGUUGAAGUUUUCUUUCCAUCAGAGGCGGGAAAUGAUUUUCCAGUUGCAAUGCAAGUCAGCUCCAAGUAUGAUGUAAUUUAUUUAAUUACAAAAUAUGGCUAUAUUCAUAUGUACGAUAUUGAAUCGGCAACGUGUAUAUUCAUGAAUCGAAUUUCGGGUGAAACAAUAUUUGUCACUGCUCCACAUGAGGCGUCUGGCGGUAUUAUUGGCGUUAAUCGUAAGGGUCAAGUGCUCUCGGUUUCAGUUGAGGAAGAAAAUAUCAUUCCCUAUAUUAAUGGAGUAUUGCAAAAUCCUGAAUUGGCGUUGAGAAUGGCAGUGAGAAAUAAUUUGUCAGGCGCUGAGGAUCUUUUUGUGAGGAAAUUUAAUAUGCUCUUUCAAAAUGGACAGUACGCUGAGGCCGCUAAAGUCGCUGCAAAUGCUCCUAAAGGAAUACUCAGAACUCCAGCAACAAUACAACGAUUUCAACAGGUACCAACGACUACAGGUCAAACUUCGCCGCUACUGCAAUAUUUCGGCAUUCUUUUGGACCAAGGACAAUUAAAUAAAUACGAAUCGCUUGAAUUGUGCCGUCCGGUAUUGGUACAGGGGAGGAAACAACUAUUGGAAAAAUGGCUAAAGGAAGAUAAACUCGAGUGCAGCGAGGAAUUGGGUGAUUUAGUAAAGCAAGCAGAUCCCACAUUGGCGCUCAGUGUUUAUUUGCGUGCGAAUGUGCCGAAUAAAGUUAUUCAGUGUUUCGCCGAAACGGGACAAUUUCAAAAGAUUGUCCUCUACGCAAAGAAAGUUUCAUAUACACCGGACUAUAUAUUUUUACUAAGAAACGUUAUGAGAAUUAAUCCCGAUCAGGGAGUAGCUUUCGCCCAAAUGUUAGUGCAAGAUGACGAACCGUUAGCUGAUAUUAAUCAGAUUGUAGACAUAUUUAUGGAGCAAAAUAUGGUGCAGCAGUGUACGGCCUUUUUGUUGGACGCCUUGAAAAAUAAUCGCCCCAGCGAGGGUGCCUUGCAGACGCGUCUCCUUGAGAUGAAUUUAAUGUCAGCGCCGCAAGUGGCAGAUGCAAUUUUAGGAAAUCAAAUGUUCACACACUAUGAUCGCGCUCAUGUUGCACAAUUGUGCGAAAAAGCUGGACUAUUGCAAAGGGCUCUUGAACAUUACACCGAUUUGUAUGAUAUUAAACGAGCUGUUGUUCAUACACAUUUAUUGUCGCCCGAUUGGCUCGUUGGAUUUUUCGGCACACUCUCAGUUGAGGAUUCACUCGAGUGCUUGAAAGCAAUGCUCACUGCAAACAUCAGGCAAAAUUUACAAAUUUGCGUUCAAAUUGCCACCAAGUAUCACGAGCAAUUGACAACAAAAGCGCUUAUUGAUCUCUUUGAGAGUUUCAAAUCGUACGAGGGACUGUUCUAUUUCCUUGGCUCUAUUGUGAAUUUCAGUCAAGAUCAGGAAGUGCACUUUAAAUAUAUUCAAGCUGCGUGUAAAACUGGACAGAUCAAAGAAGUUGAACGUAUUUGUCGUGAGAGUAAUUGUUACAAUGCUGAGAGAGUGAAAAACUUCCUAAAGGAGGCAAAGCUCUCUGAUCAGUUACCGUUGAUCAUCGUGUGUGAUCGUUUCGAUUUUGUGCACGAUCUUGUGUUAUACUUGUACAGAAAUAAUUUACAAAAAUAUAUUGAAAUUUAUGUGCAAAAGGUGAAUCCUUCGCGAUUGCCAGUCGUUAUCGGUGGAUUGUUGGAUGUUGAUUGUUCUGAGGACAUAAUAAAAAAUUUGAUUUUAGUCGUUCGUGGACAAUUUUCCACAGAUGAACUUGUGGAAGAGGUGGAGAAACGUAAUCGAUUGAAGUUGUUGCUCCCUUGGCUUGAAUCGCGUGUUCAUGAAGGAUGUGUCGAGCCAGCUACUCAUAACGCUUUAGCCAAAAUUUAUAUUGAUAGCAAUAACAAUCCGGAAAGAUUCCUCAAGGAGAAUCAAUUUUACGACAGCAGAGUGGUGGGAAAAUAUUGCGAGAAACGUGAUCCACAUUUGGCUUGCAUUGCUUAUGAGCGCGGACAAUGCGAUCGCGAAUUAAUAAGUGUUUGCAAUGAGAAUAGUCUUUUCAAGAGUGAAGCAAGGUAUCUCGUGAGACGAAGAGAUCCGGAUCUAUGGGCUGAAGUUCUUCUCGAGAGCAAUCCUUACAAGCGACCAUUGAUCGAUCAGGUGGUACAAACUGCUUUGUCAGAGACACAGGAUCCGGAGGAUAUAUCAGUGACUGUAAAGGCAUUCAUGACAGCCGAUUUGCCAAAUGAAUUGAUUGAACUUCUUGAGAAAAUUGUUCUCGACAGUAGCGUUUUCAGUGAUCAUCGUAAUUUACAAAAUCUCUUGAUCUUGACGGCAAUUAAGGCCGAUCGUACCCGAGUUAUGGAGUACAUUAAUCGUUUAGAUAAUUACGAUGCACCCGAUAUUGCAAACAUUGCUAUUAAUAAUGAACUCUACGAGGAAGCUUUUGCUAUUUUCAAGAAAUUCGACGUCAAUACGUCCGCUAUUCAAGUGUUGAUUGAUCAGGUCAAUAAUCUCGACAGGGCUUACGAAUUCGCUGAAAGGUGUAAUGAACCGGCUGUUUGGUCUCAAUUGGCCAAGGCUCAAUUGAAUCAGGGUUUGGUUAAGGAAUCGAUUGACAGCUACAUCAAGGCUGAUGAUCCAACUGCUUACGUUGACGUUGUGGAAACUGCUCACAGAACAUCACACUGGGAGGAUCUUGUACGCUAUCUUCAGAUGGCACGCAAGAAAACUAGAGAAUCAUUUAUUGAAAGUGAAUUAAUUUAUGCCUACGCUCGCACCAAUCGACUUGCUGAUCUCGAAGAAUUUAUCUCCGGACCAAAUCAUGCUGAUAUUCAAAAGAUUGGCGAUCGAUGCUUCGAUGAUAAAAUGUACGAGCCAGCAAAGUUGUUGUACAACAAUGUGUCGAAUUUUGCCCGCCUCGCGAUAACAUUGGUUCAUUUGAAGGAGUUCCAGGGCGCUGUUGACAGUGCAAGAAAGGCAAAUUCCACGCGCACUUGGAAGGAGGUUUGUUUCGCCUGCGUUGACAGCGGUGAAUUUCGAUUGGCACAAAUGUGCGGCUUGCACAUUGUCGUCCACGCGGAUGAACUCGAGGAUCUUAUAAAUUACUAUCAGGAUCGUGGCCACUUUGAGGAGUUGAUUAAUCUUUUGGAAGCAGCAUUGGGACUUGAGAGAGCACACAUGGGAAUGUUCACUGAACUCGCAAUUCUUUACAGUAAAUUCAAACCCCAGAGAAUGAGGGAACAUUUGGAAUUAUUUUGGUCGCGUGUCAAUAUUCCAAAAGUGUUGCGCGCCGCCGAACAAGCGCAUUUAUGGGCUGAACUUGUAUUUUUAUAUGAUAAAUACGAGGAAUAUGAUAAUGCAGUUUUGGCAAUGAUGCAACAUCCCACGGAGGCAUGGAGAGAGGGACAUUUCAAGGAUGUUAUCACUAAAGUCGCGAAUGUUGAACUCUACUACAAGGCUAUACAAUUUUACGUGGAAUUCAAACCACUUUUGUUGAAUGAUAUUUUACUUGUUCUUGCGCCACGUAUGGAUCAUACAAGAUCGGUGGCUUAUUUCACGCGAUUUGAUCAUUUGCAAUUGGUGAAACCGUACUUGCGCUCGGUUCAGGCAUUAAAUAAUAAGGCAAUCAAUGAGGCUUUAAAUGGUUUGUUGAUUGAUGAAGAGGAUUAUCAGGGUUUGAGAACGUCGAUAGACGCUUUCGAUAAUUUCGAUAAUAUUGCUCUUGCUCAGCAAUUAGAGAAGCACGAGUUGAUUGAAUUUAGACGAAUUGCCGCCUAUUUAUAUAAGGGCAAUAAUAGAUGGAAACAGUCUGUGGAAUUGUGCAAAAAGGAUAGAUUAUUUAGGGAUGCGAUGGAAUAUGCGGCCGAGUCUCGUCAAGCAGAAGUCGCCGAGGAAUUGCUGGAAUGGUUCUUGGAGAGGGGAUCGAAAGAUUGUUUCGCGGCGUGCCUUUUCCAUUGUUACGAUUUACUUCAUCCGGACGUAAUUUUGGAACUUGCGUGGAGACACAAAAUUCUGCACUUCGCAAUGCCUUACCUCAUCCAAGUCGCGCGAGAAUACAUCUCGAAGGUUGAUAAAUUGGAAGAAUCUGAAAAUCGACGUUUAGAAGAGACUGAUGAUCAUGAAGUUAAACCUAUGAUUAUGCCCGAACCACAAUUGAUGUUAACGGCAGGACCGGGAAUGAUGGCACCAGGCUACGCACCUGCAGGUGUAUAUGGAGCACCUGCCCAAGGGGUUUAUGCACCGGCAGCGGCGGCGUACCAGGGAUACGGCAUGUGAGAACCAUUCUAUAACUCAUUUACCAAUACCGAUCAACAUUUACUUUUCUAUAAGGCUUAGAUCAAGAGUACCGCCCUUAGAAUUUUAGACGUAAAUUAAAAAAAAAAAAAAACGCUGAAGAAAUGUCACCACAGAGCAGACAUCGUUACGCUUAGACCAGUCUAUGCUAUUAAUAAAAAAAUAAAUAAAUCGAUAUAAGACGUCGUCCCGUCAUUAUAUCAAAAAAAAAAAAUAUUUAUUGCAAAUUUGUAGAUACAAGAAAACAAUUGACUGUCAAUCAUUUAUUUAAUGAUUGAAUAACCCUGUAAAGAAUUUAAAAAGAAAGCAUUCUCUAAAUGAAAAAUAAUUCGAUAAUAAAUUUCCCUCUCGUGGAGAAGAAAUAAAUUUUUAAAAAAUUCUCACUCAGAAUUUACUGAGAAAAAAAUGAAAAUUUAUCAUUAGAAUUUUCGUGUUGUAUAAAAAAGAUUGUGUCAGGUGUGUGUAGUUUGCUUGUGGCAUGACUUCCGAAAUACUCUACGUCGUCCCUCUUCCAGAAAAGCAAACAAAAAAAACUGAAAAUUUAAUUGAAUAUAAAUCUUGAUGUAAACAGACAGAAAAAAAUGCAACUCGUAUAACUCAAUUUGAUCGUUAAAAAAAUGAAAUUUGAAUAAUGACUCCGAGUCAUUGAUUUAUAAAAGUAUUUUCUUUUUUUCAAAGGAAAAAAGAAUUUUUUUUAAGGACAUUGUGAACUUAUUUGUUAAAGUGGCAGUUAUUGAAAUCUAACUGCCUAUUUCUGUUAUUUGUUCCGUCGUAUAUUUUGUUACUUGUCCAGACGUAUUUUAGAUAGAAUUCCAUUUAAACUGAAAGAAUGAAAGAGAGAGAGAGAAAUAACUUCAAGUAUUUUGAUUUUGACCUAUUAUGUAGAAUUACGUCUCUAAUUUAAUUAGAACCACCAACCCCUCUUUUUUCCCCCAGCGUGACGUCUUUAAUCGGUGUAACUAAAAAUAGUUCGAGUAGUAAUUCCCAUCUUUCUUUUUUUUAAUAAAACAGAAUUUUUUAAAUAUUUUGUAAACGCUUGUCUCUGGUUUCUUGUUUUCUUAUAAACUUUUUUAAAUCGAUUUCAAUAAUUAAUAUUGCCUUGAGAAAAAAAAAUGAGAAAGAAAAGUCUAUCUAGUAAACUUUAGUAAAAACAUUGUUUUUCUAUGAAAAAAAGCACUUUUAGGAAAUGAGAUUUGUACUCUCAUUUCACUGCUAUACAAUUCAUUCUAUAGAUUAAUGUGAUGGUCUUGACUAUUUUGGACAAUAUCCAUUCUCUUCGUCCUUGUAGGAAAAAGAUACAGAAAACUUGGAAAAAAAGGUUAAUUUUUUUUCCCAACAACUUAAUUUUUCUGAGAUAUCACGAGUGUUUGACAAUUUUUCAAUCCCGGUAAAUACGCAUAGGUAUUAGUUUGAAAAGCAGUAAAAAAAUAGAUGGACACGAGUGAAAGAUUAUGACAUUCCCAUUUAAAAAAAAGAAAUCUAAAAUUAUGUCCUUGCACUGUAUUUUCGAAAUUAAAUCCUAAAAAUGAAAAAAAAACCAACAUGAACGAAUGAAUUUGUUUCAAUUUUUGAGCCGCAUUGUUUGUGGUUCUGACGCAAGUUGUUAUUGUAUUGAUAUAUCAUAUAAUUAUUUGAAUAUUGUGAAUUAUAAUUAUUGGAUGAGAAAAACAAACGAGAGCAAAACAAGAUCGAUAAUUAUACAUAUAUAUUAUAAAUACAUAAUUAUAUAUUAAACUGGUAAUUAAUAAUAUAACGUGUAAGUAGUAGAUAUACAUAUAAUAUAAUAAUACAAAUUAAAAGAAAAAAAAUCGUAUUAACGAAAAGAAAAUAAAUUAUAGACGAAAAAAAAUGGAAUAUGUUUAAUUGAUUUGCAUGAUCAAUGUGGUGCAGGACACAUUUUGUUGUUUCCAAUUGUAAUAUGUAAUGAAAUGUGCGGAAAAUGCUAUAUAUGAAUAGUUUGAAAUAAAAAUGAAGCGUGUUUCGAAAUUA
This is a messenger RNA of Leptopilina heterotoma, 7483 nucleotides long. It is a transcript of the gene Chc, whose product is annotated as clathrin heavy chain. Lineage: Eukaryota; Metazoa; Arthropoda; Insecta; Hymenoptera; Figitidae. Gene Ontology annotation, biological process: receptor-mediated endocytosis; intracellular protein transport. The record is from RefSeq and is a predicted model, not a curated record. Gene Ontology annotation, molecular function: clathrin light chain binding; structural molecule activity. Bases 440 to 5476 code for a protein of 1678 amino acids. The transcript is spliced from 14 exons. Gene Ontology annotation, cellular component: clathrin-coated endocytic vesicle; clathrin coat of trans-Golgi network vesicle; clathrin coat of coated pit.